Colletotrichum navitas is the source of this 729-nucleotide messenger RNA. RefSeq lists its product as uncharacterized. The record is from RefSeq and is a predicted model, not a curated record. Lineage: Eukaryota; Fungi; Ascomycota; Sordariomycetes; Glomerellales; Glomerellaceae. The coding region runs from base 1 to 729 and encodes 242 amino acids. The transcript has 2 exons.
AUGGCCCUUUCUCUCCUGAUCAGUUUCGGUACCGCCGUAGGGGCUUCCGAAGGCAUCAAAGCUUCCAUGGCAAGGUCGCGUCGAGAAGAGCAUCGGAGCCGAAAGAACAAUCUCGUCGUUCACUGCCCCAAAUCCUCUCAAUUCAGCCCUUAUCUCGAAGGUCGUCAAGUAGUGUUAUCAGGUUAUAGAUUGUUUGUAGACACUGGCACCGCCCACGAUGUCCCAUUCGGCCAUCCUUUUGAGGGAUACUACCUCCCUUAUCCGGAGUCUCGGUUCUCGGGCUUGGUCAGCACAAUCACGCACGAAGCGCCAAUCAUGAACUGGAUAUUCGUAGAUCCGGUUAGCUAUCAACUCCGCUUUGGGAAUCGGGCGGCAGCAGAUGGAAAUCUGACUGGGCCGUGGGAAUGCACUCGUCAAGACCGCCGAGUCACAUUGUGUGGAUGGGAAGGCUUCUGUGCAGUUCUGGAAGAAGGCGGUAUUUGGGGUUUGUAUUUCGACUGCGAUGGAGAUGGCUUAAAAAGAAAGUUUGACGGUGAUGGACGUAUAGUGAUUGAGAUUGAGCUGUUGCGAAGAGAGAUGAGGACGAGAAAGCCGGAGUUGAUGCUUGCUGAAUCAGACUCACAACAGAAGAGGCAGUCGGACCAAGGGGGAGGGGCCAAAGACACAAACUCCCAAAGUCAAGAUGGAGAAAGAAAUAUCGAGGUUGAAGGAAAGAGGAACAAUGUAUGA